AUUCUGAUGAAAACACUUCUGUGAUAAAUCUUUACCAAAAAAUGUCGAUUUUAACGAUUGAUACAAAAACCUUCGUGGUUACAAUUGAUUCGGAAGAUGAAAAACUGAGCAUUUGCCUAACUGACUUCAAGGAAACUUACAAAUCUGUCUUAAGUCACGAAGAAGCGAUACAAAAAGCUAACAAAUUAAACCUUCACAUGGACUCCUUGGAAGCCGCUAAAGUUUUGUCAAUCAUCUCCGUUCCCUCUGAAGACGCAAUUUUCGCUCCUUCAGAAUCCUUUGAACUAAAAUUCAAAUACAAAAUUUCCGGCGUUCCAUACCGAUUUUCAUGGAAUUUGGAGAAAGUCGACAACAACGUGAUUCUUUUCCCACUUUUACACGCAAUGCUGAGGCAAAAACAUCAAAUUCGUGAGUUUCGAAAGUUGCCGAAUAGUGACCCUCAGAUGUUGGAUGAACUUCCGUCUUAUGGAGAUUUUGACGUUCGUGGCUUGUUGAGUGAUCAUAAAAAUAUUGAAGUAUUGAGUAAAAUGUGCAAAGAAGAGGUAAAAGUUAAGGAAUCGGAGCAAAAAAAGACGUCAAAGGAAGAUUCGUUCAAAAAAUCAUCGCUGAUCCAAAAUAAGGGAGCUAUGAAGUAUCAGGCAAUGAAACGAGGACUUUUUGCGGGUAAAAAUGUCGAGGAAUCAGACAGCUCUCAAAACGACAGUCAAGAUGCUGAAGAAGAAAAAAGGAAGAAAAUGAAGCUUUUGGAGAAAAGUAAAGAAAUGAAGUCAGAAGUGCCGAGAAAUCGAUUGCGGAAUAAAUUAAAAAUUUAAAUUUUCAGUAUUUUUAAGAAUUAAUUUCAACUUUUAAUUAAUUUUUAUCUUUUUUUUCAGCCAAAUGGAGUCUUAUAUGUAAAAAGUAAGAUUUUCCGGAA
Molecule: messenger RNA, 913 nt
Organism: Culicoides brevitarsis
Lineage: Eukaryota; Metazoa; Arthropoda; Insecta; Diptera; Ceratopogonidae
Exons: 2
Coding region: 42-812 (256 amino acids)
Source: RefSeq, a predicted model, not a curated record